Messenger RNA from Didymosphaeria variabile, 3285 nucleotides. RefSeq lists its product as uncharacterized. Bases 1 to 3285 code for a protein of 1094 amino acids. Lineage: Eukaryota; Fungi; Ascomycota; Dothideomycetes; Pleosporales; Didymosphaeriaceae. The transcript is spliced from 7 exons. The record is from RefSeq and is a predicted model, not a curated record.
AUGGUUCAAUACAAACGGAAACCGGUCAAGACCGAGCCUCUGCCGCCGUUCAUCGAUGACAAUACCGAGGUAUGGGAGAUUGAGCAGACUGGAGAAGUCUUCGUGGACUAUGAAAAAUUCCUGAAUAAGCGCGACUUUUACCUACAGCGGGUUUUCACGUGCGAAUCAACUGGCCAUUCCGGCUACACGUUCUUUGAAGCAAUGGAGAGCGAGGUACGUCCGGGUCGCUCCUUGGAAGAGGUCCUCAAGAGCGUGACCAUAACCACGCCACAGCAAGAAGCGUCCCAGGAAAUCGACAGCAUAUUCCCGGAGGGCCUCAGGUCGCGAGUGUUGGCAUUUGUCCAAUUUGAGACUACACCUCGUAUGGACGACUUGGUCAAUCAGGUCUACGAUCAUUUCCGUGAACACUACAAUGUCGGUGAUCGUGUAGCCUUGGACACAGAAGGCGGCCGUCGAUAUGGCGUAAUAAAAAACAUGACCGACACAUCAAGGCUUCACAGCAUGUUCAACGGCCAACUCAACGAAGACUUCCGCUCAUACACCUACAUCAUGCAAAUGGACGACGGGGAAGAACUUACGCGCUACAAGGCCUCCGAACUCAUGCGAGAUCGGAGAGUCUAUUCCAAGAUUAUCCUGAAGCAAUUCUUGCGCGGUGCUGUUUCCCGAGAACCAUGGCACGGAGCCCCAUGGAUGGUUAAGGAUCACCUAGCGAAGCGGUAUAACAUACCUACUAAACUUCCGGAUGCUAAGACUCGCGAGGCCGUAAUAGCUGCCAAAAAAGCUGCGAAUGCAGAAAGGGCAGCAAUUGCUCAACGUCUGGACGAUGCUUCACCUCCGAUGAACUACCCAAAUUCCGGAUACUCCCAGACGAAUGGCCUAAGGCCGCACGAUCAGGGGCAUAUUAACAUGGGACCACUUGCAGCAAACCACCCUCAUGUGAACGGUCAGCUGGUUGGUCACCCCGUCACCGGUCAACCACCACUCAUGUACCCUGGGCCCCCUCCAAUCCGAUACAGCGGAUCGUUGCCUAUGCAUUACAGUGGACCCCCGCCUACUCAGUUUAAUGGACCACAACACCCCCAAAAUCCCAAUGUACCACCUCACCUGGCUGCCCAGGUACGCCCCAAUUUACCGGCCCACCUUACGCAGCAUGUUCCGGCACAAGGUCAUGGUCUACCUAUCGGUCUACCCUUCCAGAACAACUUCAUGCAAUAUCAAGCGCUCGCGAAUCAACCACUGAAUGUGCCUCCUCAUCAUUCAGCCCCUGCUACUAAGCCGUUUGAACCGAUCAAAUACCCUAUCGACGAUCUAAGGAUCCGACAGCCACGCGUCACUGUCACGCGGCCUCCGUUAAAGUUUCUAUCAGACGAUGUUCCAGACGGUGUUGACGCACCUGGGGACGAUAAGAAGACAGGAAUUCUCAUGAAGAACAUUGGUCCUUUGUUGACCAUAUGGGAAACUAUCAACGUCCAUGACACCAUCUACUCGCUCGAUUCGUUCACCAUAGACGAUUUUGUUGAAGCCAUGGGAUAUGCAUCGGAAGACCCAGAGUGCGAAUUGCUAGUCGAGGUGCACUGUGCUGUACUGAAGCAAUACGUCAACGACUCUGGCAAGCUACAAAUUCAGCUUCCCAGUAUGAUCGAUGAAGAAGAGUCCGAAGACGAGGGAGAGUCCAGCAAGGAAGCAACACCUGAACCAGAGCCUCCAAAGCGAACUACUCGCAGCAGCCUGAGGAAAUCGGAAGUCGCUGAGAUUGUGGGAAAGCCGCGCACGCCCACACCGGAGCCACCAAAACAGAUUCAUAAGGCUGCCGAAUUCGUGGCAGACUUCGACUGGGUGGAAGUGUGCAAGGAGAGGAAUUUCGGAGAAGGCGGCUGGCAAGCUAUCCUGGUGGGACUGCUUCACCAACUGUCAUACAAUCCUUCGCACAAAGAAGACUGCGACGAGAUCCUCUCCAAGCUCGUCCCUCCCGAAGGAGAACCUUCCGUCGAAAAAAUUGCGACGAACUAUCUCGGUCUUGACAUCAAUCUGCGCAUUGCUGCGUUGGACAUGGCCUUGCGCCUCACAGUUACCACAGAACAGUUCCGCGACCAGCUACAGAACGCUGCCCAUGACAUGACCAGCCUUCGCAAAGAGAAGAUAGAGUAUCAACGAAAGCGAAAGGAACUGUAUGUGUAUCAUAAACUACUCGUUAUUAACCAUGACUCACCUGUGCUUAGGGCCGAUGAAAUGUUCAAGCUUGACAUUGAGCGGAAGAUCGCGCUCCCUCUGAAUACACCAGCGUCGCCCACCGAUGGUAAAGCCACACCGGAUGUGUCUAUGGCUGAUGUCACCGAUGUCAAAGAAGAUGAAGAAGAUAGCGACUCAACAGCGGAGGCAAAGAAUAACGCUCGCAAAGUUCGCAAAGCCGUGAAGGUGACGAAGCGCAAGCGGGAUAGCGAGGUGGCAAAGAAAGAGAAGGCCAAGAAGGCCAAGGCGGAAGCUGCUAAGACCAAACAGCAGAGAGAUUGGGAGAAGCUUCUGGACGACAUUGAAAAGAAGAAAGAGGAGCUCAGGGAGUGCGAGGCUAACAUCGCCGAGCUGGACGAUGAUUUGCGCGAAGCCUCGGUGCAUCGCUCUAAGAUUCUGGGUAAGGACCGCUUCUUGAACAAGUACUAUUGGUUCGAGCACAACGGCAUGCCUUUCGGAGGCGUGCCGCAGUCAUCAACGGCAGAGUACGGAUACGCCAAUGGACGUGUAUGGGUUCAAGGACCGGACGAGCUUGAGAUCCAACCCAACUUGGAGGAGCCCGCUUUGUCGCAGGAUAUGGCUGAGUUCGGCUGGACAGUUCCCAUGCGCAAAGAAAGGGAAGAAGGUCCGACUCACCUGAAGACUUCCGCCGACUGGGGCUACUACGACGACCCUGAGGACAUCGAGAAACUCAUGGCGUGGCUCGACGAGCGUGGUACCCGUGAGAAGACUCUUCGCAAGGAGCUUCUCCUUUUUCGGGACAGGAUUGCGGAAUACAUGCAAAAGAUGAAGGCGCAUCUAGAAGCAUCCGGGGAGGGGGAGGAAGAGGAGGAAGAAGAGGAAGAAGAGGAGGAGGCUCCCACGACCCGCUCGACCCGCAACAAGGCAAGCGCAGCUGCUGAGAAGACGGCUGAGGAAGAACAGCCUAGGUGCUUGCUCUGGACGAACAGCAUGAUGCGCGAGCGGGAGGGUUACAACCACAGCGAGGAGUACGAGCCUCCAAAGCGAACCAAGAAGGGUACCGCGAAAGUCACCAAAGGCAAGGGUCGAAAGUAA